GCAGGAAACGGCCUCGUUCUGAGAGUCAGGGCAACACCUAGAGAAAACAGGGAGACAGCGGAGGGCAGAGCGGGGGGAGUUUUGCGAAGCUGUUUAUCCGUAAUAUGGGAAGAAAAUAACACUAAGACGGUCGGGGUCAUAAUAGGUCCGAGUCACACACUACACAGCGAAGGUUUUACGGCGUGCUCCGUUUUGUGAAACACUAAGCAAGCAGCAUGUCGAGGGGUGUGCUGCAGCCAAGCCAGCAGAAGCUGGCGGAGAAACUGACCAUCCUCAACGACAGGGGAAUCGGGAUGCUCACCCGCAUUUAUAACAUCAAAAAGCAAGGACAAGUUUGGAAGGCAUGUGGGGAUCCCAAAGCAAAGCCUUCGUAUCUAAUAGACAAAAAUCUUGAGUCUGCUGUCAAGUUUAUUGUUAGAAAAUUUCCAGCUGUGGAAACCCGCAACAACAAUCAACAGCUUGCACAACUUCAAAAAGAAAAAUCUGAAAUACUAAAAAACCUAGCUUUAUAUUAUUUCACAUUUGUCGAUGUCAUGGAGUUUAAGGACCAUGUGUGUGAACUGCUGAACACUAUUGAUGCUUGCCAAGUUUUCUUUGACAUUACAGUAAACUUUGAUCUUACUAAGAACUACCUAGACCUUAUUGUAACCUACACUACAUUAAUGAUGCUGCUGUCUCGGAUUGAAGAGCGAAAAGCAAUCAUAGGUCUCUACAACUAUGCUCACGAAAUGACACAUGGUUCGAGUGACCGAGAAUAUCCUAGACUUGGUCAAAUGAUUGUAGACUAUGAAAAUCCGUUGAAAAAGAUGAUGGAAGAAUUUGUACCCCACAGCAAGUCCCUUUCCGAUGCUCUGAUUUCACUUCAGAUGGUGUAUCCUCGACGAAAUCUAUCUGCUGAUCAGUGGCGAAAUGCCCAGUUACUAAGUCUGAUCAGUGCCCCAAGCACUAUGCUUAAUCCCGCUCAAUCAGACACAAUGCCCUGUGAAUAUCUUUCUCUGGAUGCCAUGGAGAAAUGGAUUGUCUUUGGAUUUAUUCUGUGCCAUGGUGUGCUGAGCAGUGAUCCAGCUGCACUCAAUCUGUGGAAGCUUGCCCUUCAGAGCAGUUCCUGCCUGUGCCUCUUCAGAGAUGAAGUCUUCCACAUUCACAAAGCUGUGGAAGACUUAUUUGUGAACAUUAGAGGCUACAACAAACGUAUCAAUGACGUCAGAGAAUGCAAAGAGGCUGCCUUAUCACAUGCGGGCUCCAUGCACAGAGAGCGGCGCAAGUUCUUAAGGUCUGCCUUAAAAGAGCUUGCCACAGUUCUUGCUGACCAGCCUGGGUUAUUGGGCCCUAAGGCACUGUUUGUGUUCAUGGCUCUAUCCUUUGCCCGGGAUGAAAUCAUCUGGCUUCUUCGGCAUGCAGAUAACAUCCAGAAGAAAAGCACAGAUGACUUCAUAGAUAAGCAUAUUGCUGAAUUAAUAUUUUACAUGGAAGAGCUAAGAGCACAUGUGCGAAAAUAUGGACCAGUGAUGCAGCGAUACUAUGUGCAGUAUCUGUCUGGAUUUGAUGCUGUUGUACUGAAUGAACUUGUUCAGAACCUGUCUGUCUGUCCUGAAGAUGAAUCAAUAAUAAUGUCUUCCUUUGUGAACACUAUGACUUCGCUCAGCGUGAAACAAGUUGAGGAUGGAGAGGUGUUUGAUUUUAGAGGUAUGCGACUGGAUUGGUUCAGGUUGCAGGCCUACACAAGUGUGUCCAAGGCCUCCCUGGGUUUGGCAGACCACAGAGAACUUGGAAAGAUGAUGAACACUAUUAUUUUUCACACUAAAAUGGUAGAUUCACUUGUGGAAAUGUUAGUGGAAACCUCGGAUCUCUCUAUAUUCUGCUUUUACAGUCGUGCAUUUGAGAAAAUGUUCCAGCAAUGUUUGGAGCUGCCUUCACAAUCUAGAUACUCGAUUUCUUUCCCACUGGUCUGCACCCAUUUCAUGAGCUGUACCCAUGAACUGUGCCCAGAAGAGCGACAUCAUAUUGGAGACCGGAGUCUGUCUUUGUGUAACAUGUUUUUGGAUGAAAUGGCAAAACAAGCCCGGAAUCUCAUUACAGACAUUUGCACAGAGCAGUGCACUCUUAGUGACCAGUUAUUGCCAAAACAUUGUGCCAAAACCAUCAGUCAAGCGGUGAACAAGAAGUCUAAAAAGCAGACUGGGAAGAAAGGAGAACCUGAACGAGAGAAGCCGGGAGUUGAAAGCAUGAGAAAGAACAGGCUUCUUGUUACCAACUUGGAUAAGCUGCAUACAGCACUGUCAGAACUGUGUUUCUCUAUCAAUUACGUACCAAAUAUGAUCGUUUGGGAACACACCUUCACUCCAAGGGAAUAUUUGACGUCACAUCUGGAAAUCCGCUUUACCAAAUCCAUUGUUGGGAUGACUAUGUACAAUCAGGCAACACAAGAAAUUGCAAAACCCUCAGAACUUUUGACCAGUGUAAGGGCCUACAUGACAGUACUGCAGUCCAUUGAAAACUAUGUACAGAUUGAUAUCACAAGAGUGUUUAACAAUGUUCUCCUGCAGCAGACACAGCACUUAGAUAGUCAUGGAGAACCAACAAUAACCAGUCUGUACACAAACUGGUAUUUGGAAACGUUACUGAGACAAGUAAGCAAUGGACACAUUGCAUACUUUCCAGCCAUGAAAGCAUUUGUGAACUUGCCUACAGAGAAUGAAUUGACAUUUAAUGCAGAAGAAUACUCAGACAUAUCGGAAAUGAGGGCUCUUUCCGAGUUGCUGGGACCAUAUGGAAUGAAAUUUCUCAGUGAAAGUCUCAUGUGGCACAUCUCAUCGCAGGUGGCAGAACUCAAGAAACUGGUGGUGGAUAAUGUUGAAGUGCUGACACAAAUGAGGACCAGCUUUGACAAGCCAGACCAGAUGGCAGCACUGUUCAAGAAGCUUACAUCAGUUGACAGUGUCUUGAAGAGGAUGACCAUUAUCGGUGUGAUACUUUCAUUCCGCUCACUGGCACAAGAAGCACUCAGAGAUGUGUUGUCUUGCCACAUUCCCUUUCUUGUAAGCUCAGUCGAAGACUUCAAGGAUCACAUUCCAAGAGAAACUGAUAUGAAGGUGGCAAUGAAUGUGUAUGAGCUUUCUUCAGCAGCAGGAUUGCCCUGUGAGAUUGAUCCAGCCUUAGUUGUGGCUUUAUCUUCUCAAAAGUCUGAAAAUAUCAGCCCAGAGGAGGAAUAUAAAAUUGCUUGCCUUUUGAUGGUUUUUGUGGCAGUUUCAAUGCCAACUCUGGCAAGCAAUGUCAUGUCACAGUACAGUCCUGCAAUUGAAGGACACUGCAACAAUAUUCAUUGUUUGGCAAAAGCUAUAAACCAGAUAGCUGCUGCCCUGUUUACCAUUCAUAAGGGGAGUAUUGAGGACCGUCUGAAGGAGUUUCUGGCUCUUGCUUCUUCCAGCCUGCUGAAAAUUGGACAGGAGACAGAUAAAACAACUACACGAAACAGGGAAUCUGUUUACUUGCUCCUUGAUAUGAUUGUCCAAGAGUCCCCAUUCCUUACUAUGGACUUGCUGGAGUCAUGCUUCCCAUACGUCCUGUUACGGAAUGCGUACCAUGCAGUCUACAAGCAGAGUGUUACAUCUUCAGCAUAAAAGUUAAAACCCUGAAUCCAAGGUCUGAAGAGUGGAUUCCUUUGGCCUUGGUAAUACAUAAAACUGUGUGGGUUGUUUUGCAUUUUAGUCUUAAAACAAGAUUUAUGUGGGAUCAGAUCAUGUUUCUUUUUUCAUAAAAGGUGUAUUAAUGACAAUUUGUUUCAUAUAACAGGUAUAGUAAUCUAUAAGCUUGGUUGAUGAGACUCAGUGACACUACUAAAUCCAUGUUUGACACCAUUUGUGUUUAAAAAAUAUUUUGGGGGGGGGGGGGGUUGAUUUUAAGUAUCUUCAAUCAUGCAAAAUAUGUUGCUUGUUUACUGAAAUGCUUAAAUGAUAGUGGUUCUUUUUAGAUGGUUGUUCUAGAUUUCAUCUGUGUGGGUUAUAAUGUGCUUUUUGUGGAUUUACAUUUUUACACUUUUUCUUUUGAAAUAUUUGCCAAAUUAUUGACACUAGCAUCUCAUUUUGUUUGGAGCUAAGCAGAACUGUUGUUAACAACACAGUAUUACAAGGAUCAGAAGGUGUUUGUACAAAGCAUAGUAUAAUUUUUUAAACUAACUUUCAUUAAGCCGUCUUGGCAUUAACACCACCAUUGUACUCUUCUGUAUGGUAUGAUAAACAUUCUUACAUAUUUAUUGAAUGUUUAUAAAUUGUUCUCCCUUAACCACUUUUUUAUAUGUUUUAAAUUUUUUGAAAUUCCAGUGUAUCUUCCGUAACACAAAAUAAACAUUAGGGUAUAUCAA
Messenger RNA from Lepisosteus oculatus (spotted gar), 4360 nucleotides. It is a transcript of the gene nckap1, whose product is annotated as NCK-associated protein 1. Gene Ontology annotation, biological process: cell projection assembly; neuron projection morphogenesis; cortical actin cytoskeleton organization. The record is from RefSeq and is a predicted model, not a curated record. Gene Ontology annotation, cellular component: SCAR complex. NCBI's taxonomy places the organism in Eukaryota, Metazoa, Chordata, Actinopteri, Semionotiformes, Lepisosteidae.